AUGCCGGGAUCAGAUCAAGAUCGCGCCUUCCGCUCCAAGGACUCGAAACGAUCAGAACCAAAAAACCUCAAGGCCAUUCGAAUGCUCGCUCGUAUGUGGUUUAGUUUUGUAUCGAUAUUCAUAUCCGCAUCCUUUGGACAUUACACAAGAAUCACGAUUACAAAUGUUUCUUUCCAUGCUGGGCAAUAAACCACGGCUAUGACUUUCCGCUGGCAGUCAACUAGGCCGAAUCGUACGCCCAGCGAUCGAUCGACCUCAAAUCUAUCGCCACUCGCUGUUCGAACAUUUCCGCGAGGUCUCUCCAAUCGCCACAAUGUCCCUACUGGAACUGUGGCAUCACGCAUCUCGCAUCUACAGAGCCUGGCAAAUCCAAGCGUGGCUCCUCCUGCUUCCCCUACUGGAUCUCGACGAAGGGAGACUUCCAGGACCGGCUUUGGUAGGCGUCUAGCCAGCCGUUUCGCGCAACCCGCAUUGAGAAAUAGAGAGCCAGACGAUGAUGAAUACAGUCAAGUUGACGUUCAUCAUUCAUUUCUUGGUUUGACCAAUCCCCGAAAGAACCAUGAAGAGGAACAUGCCAGGGCUCAUUUAUUCAAAGAUAAAAAAUCAACGUAUCCUCACUCUUGGAGAUCUCGCCAGACGACCAACUCCCAUCUAGUCAAGAGUUCCGAAGUCUUGAAAGCUCGAUCGAAAAGUUCGGCGGAGACAUAUGUCUUCAGUGACGAGUCUGUAGACCACUACAGCGCCGAUCCGUUUCGCCGAGACCUAGGCCCAGAACAUAAGGCGUUUGAUUCGGAGAUCUCGUUAAAUACAACGUCUUCAAUGCGACGCCAAAGUGUGGUUGAUCUGUAUCAUGAGUAUGGCAUCGAGCGACCAGCAAGACUUGUGUCAUCUCGAGGACCCUCUCCCUCUCACACAGAUGAUACGCCCAGACAGGCACACGCUCAAUGGACAUGUCAUAACUGUAGUUGGACCAAUAAUAGCUCUACACCUGACUGUUGGAGAUGUCAUGUCUCCGCCAAUGAUGGAAAGCUUGAUGUAUCCGACGGUGCUGGCGCAAGCAAAACGGAUAAAAAGGCAAGAAAGCCAAAGCCAAAACCAAUUUUUGAACCACAAACGCCCAACCCUCCAAAGGCCAAACGAGUUUCGAGGCAGAAGUCCACCCCUACAAUCAAAUUUCCAUCAUUCGAUGCCAAAAUUACGACUACUGCUAGCAAAGAUUCUCGAGGCCCUUCGCCAACAAGUCACGUUGUCUCAAAAGAAUUGGGACAAACGCCUCGUAAUGUAUCACAAAAGCUGAGACCGCAACAAUCUGCGCCAGAACAAUCGAAUCAGCCUCUUUCGGUCCCCGGAUUAUCACCAUCAAGAGGUCAGAUGAAAAGGGUCCAGGAGUCACCUUUUACAAAAGCAGAUCGAGGAACCGUCUUCCGCUCCAAAAAGCGACCGAAGAAUGGUUCAUCAGACUCGCCCGAGAAGUCAGAGUGUAUAAGCCCUAGUUGCCGUGCGGCUUAUGGAGGGCAUAAACCACACCGUCAUACCAUAACCUGCACUUGGAAUAUGCGUCGCAUUCAGGAGCAUACAGAUAAGGGAUAUGCAGCAGAUACUAGUCACAUAGGGGACACAACUGCCUCCUAUAACUCCUUCGCUAUUGCCUCCGAAUCGGAUUCCCAUGUGUUCCAUUCAGCACGAGAGUUUAGAUCUGAUGUAUCCCAGACUGCAAAGGGUGAGUUAGAAGGAGAAACCUAUUCCCUAAAACAAGUCAGAUGUGAUGGAUAUCCUCGAACAGGUCAUGAAUUUCUUGGCAGCCCAUUUUGCCCAGAUACUGUGGGAGAAUGCCAGCAUUGCCCAGACGACUGUGGCUGCGAAGCGUGUCAAGAAGCACCUCAUACUGUUAGAUGUUGUGUACAUCGUGACCAUGCCAAGAUACCACAUUAUCAUUUGAUACAUCGAGACGAAGCUACUGACUUUUCGGCAGGCAAUCCAGCCAACAUACCCACAGAUGAAAAAUCGGCCAUUCGUCCUGAUGACACAAGCCGGACGAGCACUGUUGUGCCGCCAAAACCUCUAACCAAGAAGGUGAGUAGGCUUAUUCUCAUUGGGCGAGGCACGGAGGUUCAUCUCUAGGAUUUUUCGAAUUAUCCUUUGUAAACCGAGUCACUGCUGAUGCCAGCACAGAAGUCUAGCUUGCCGAAACCACCAAUUCCACCUAAAAAGAUGUCGCUGAAAGAAUUCCAGCGGAGGAAAUUCCCGGGUCAUGACAUCAACAAAACAGCACCUGGGCGCUUGGUCGAUGAUCAGUUGAAAUCAACUUUGAAAGAAGGUUCGCUAUCGGAUGCAACUACAAUCUUGUCAAACAAUCCCACUUCAUCCACGACACGACUUCAAAGUUUGCAAACCGGUAUUACUACACCCGAGCGCGUGGAGCUUUCUCUGCAAGCACGCCAGGAUACAGUUGCCCCGAAGCCCCUUCAAAAAUCGGAAGCUGAGGGCGAAACUCCUGUAAAGAGUGACUGGGACACUCCCUUGAAGAGAUCACACAAGGACUUCCCACCAGGCUUCAAAUUGAGGGAUAAAUCCAGUGUUCCACUUUUGACGAACAGACUGCACGAGCACCAGGAAGAACUCAGAAGCCGUAGAGGGGGGAAGUCCGAGGACACCUUGGUCUCCUCGGUACCAUUUCCCAAACCUCAGAUUGCAACACCAAAGGGUCUCAAAGAUUGCAAUGAGAAUUGCGUUAGCCCCGCCAUUCCAAAUCAGAAAAAGAAAUUGAGAUUGAAAGUUGGAAGCCGGGUCAAUAUGGAUGGAUCUCCUUCAUCCUUUGAAAAUCAGAGAUUGAGUCAGAGUAAAGAUGGUGGAGUGGAAGGUAGCAGUGGAAGUGAGUGGAGAGAGGAACGUUCCGGGCCCUUGAGUAAGUCAGAUAUGCAUGAGUGUAUCUGGAGAAAACUAUUCUUGGAGGAACAAGGUGGGGAUAAAAAUGGGGACGUGAAGCAGAAUGAGAUGCAUCUUAAGAGAGGGGGAAUCAAGGGGAUCAAACUUGUUAUUGAGUUAUUCGGAAAGGAGGAUUUGGUGUUAGAGGGGGAGUUUUAGGGAAGAGAGGAAAGGGAGAGAUUGUAUAAGGGUUAUUGGUGUUAGUGAGUUUUGAGAAGUUUCAGAUUACUGGUGUUGGAUUUGGAAUAGAUUGGUCUUGGGGCGAGGAGGAUGAGGAGGGUUUGAAUGGCUUGAAUGACUGGCUUACUUUGGGGGUUAUUCUCCAUUGGUGUAGUGAGUGAGUGGUAUUGGUAUAAGAAUAGAUUGAUUGCAUGCU
Messenger RNA from Hymenoscyphus albidus, 3301 nucleotides. The record is from the annotation of a GenBank genome assembly. NCBI's taxonomy places the organism in Eukaryota, Fungi, Ascomycota, Leotiomycetes, Helotiales, Helotiaceae.